Orcinus orca (killer whale) is the source of this 4462-nucleotide messenger RNA. RefSeq lists its product as uncharacterized. The transcript is spliced from 3 exons. The record is from RefSeq and is a predicted model, not a curated record. Bases 1 to 978 code for a protein of 325 amino acids. Lineage: Eukaryota; Metazoa; Chordata; Mammalia; Artiodactyla; Delphinidae.
AUGGUUUCCUGCGCUGCACCCCAGCCCCACCCCUUGAUCCUGGAAUCCUGUUCGUACAACUGCCUCUGUCAGGAGCAGGGAGGCUCUCGGACGGGCCCUGGGAAGCACUUAGCAGGAGCCGGGCUUCAACAUCCGCUGCUUGAAACAAACUCAGCAAGAAUCUGGAAACAACCUGAAUGUUCAACCCUGGAGGCCCGGGAAGGUGGCUGGCGGCGCCUCUCGGUGGGAUGCUCCGUGCUCGGACAGACAGUUCGGGGGCAUCUCGGGCCCGUGACAACACGGGGACAAGGGGCUUUGUCACAGAGCCACCACGGGGCAGCAGGGCCCGGGUGUGAGCGCAGGUCUGCCCGAGCCACAGCUGGAGGCGCAGAUGGGGAAACAGAGGCACCGAGAGGUAAGCAGGGGCCAGACAAACUGGGCCUGGUGACCCCAGCUCCACACCCUGCCUGGACCCUGGAGCACAGAGCGGGGCUGGGGGAGGCAGGAGGGAUUCGGUUGCAACCCCCGUCACGCCUGCACGAGGGGCAGAAGCUGCUUCCCGGAGGGCGCUGGGUCAGCCUCGACCCUGCGCCCUGCACCGUGCAGCUCCCUGGUUGGGCAGGAAUGUGGGGAGGUCACCUUGGCUACUCCCGGCAUCUGGAGAGGGCGGCAGCAUCAUGGGAGGGAGCCCCGUCCACAUGGAAGCCUGAGGACGUCGGUGCUCCCCCUGCUCACCCUUGUCCUCUGCUCUGGGAAAGUGCUUCUACCCCGCUGCUUGCUGACUGCCGGGCAGGGGCACCCAGAGUCGGGGACCUGCUCCUGGGAGAGUCGUGGGGACUUAGCGAACUGGGAAGUGGCAUCCCCCGGGCCUGCACCCUUCCUGCGUCUCCGGGCAAGCUCUGGUCUGCCUGCAGCUGCCCAGCUCCUGGGUGGGCUGCCCCCUGCCUUCCUGUCCCUGCAGGGACAGCCCCUGGGGGCUCCCAGGCUGCAGGGAGGUGACUGCAGUCCCUGAGCGAGCCCUUCUUAUCUAGAGCUUGAAAGGACAUGGUGCGAGGGGAGGAGGACCCGGAGCUGGGGGCCUGGGACAGGUGAGAAACGGAAUCCAGUGGUACUUAUAGAGGUGUCCCAGGCACACAGAAACACCCACGGGGCCGAUGCCUAGCUGCUGCACUUCUCUGCUGUGCGACGGCAUGGUCACUGAACCUUUCCUGAGCUUCAGUUUCUUCAGUUUGAAAACAGGAGCCGUGAUAAAACCAGCUUCGCGGACGUGUGUGAAAUGGAGAGGGUGCUGAGCUGGCUCAGUCUGUGAGCCAGGGAUGCUGUUAGGACGUCCCGUCCCGGCUCCAAGCGCCUGCCCCCACCUCCUGUUAAGAAACCACAGCUCUUCCCCUCCCCUCCUCUCCUCUUCGCUCCCUUUCCUAACAAUUUGGUCCAAAGCUUCGGGGAGGCAGAGCAAGGUAGGCAUUGGUACCUGGCUGGGGGACACAGCGGCCUAGAGUGGGUGUGGGGCAAAGAGGGCAUCCGCUCAGCCUGAGAGGGUGGGGGGGCAGUCCGUGGAGCACGGGUGGGGAGUGGUGCCCAGUGGAGGCCCAGAGCGGGCAUCAUCCGUCUCAGAGGCACCUCAGAGAAUUCUCCGGCCUGGCGUCUUCCUCAAGUAGUCUGACGUCAUUUGCUCAGGGGCUUCUCCAUCCUGGGGGUACUUGGUUCACCUUGCCAGUGUGGACAAAACCAGCGUGCUGGAGAGGGCGUCUGCAGAGAGCAUCUCUCUAAGGAUGCUGUCAGAUUCUGGACGGAGAGCUGUGGGUGAGCCUGGGAGAGGGGCCUGUAGCGGGGAGGACAAAUCAAUGAAGGCCUCAUGGGGGGGACAGGAGAGGUGUGUAACCCCAAGGGACAAAAGGGGUUGGAGGGAUGAGAAGACUGGGAGAGAAAUCUGGGUCCAGCGUAGUCAGAGAACCCCACUGAAGGCAGCCCUGAAACUGGGGGUGCUCGAGCACCCCUGCAAUGAGAGUGCUGGGAGGGCAGGGUCUCAAGUGGCACCUACCGCCUUACGCAGAUGAGGCGCGGCCGUGACAGAUGUGCGCGCAUGCGUGUGCCUGUGGAGGGUGGGUGGCCUGGUGGGUUUGCCAGUGGCCUGGCCUCUGACUCUGGGAAGAGGUGCCGUGGGCCGGGCCGCCUGGGGCCGCUCAGGAAUUCCUGAGGGAACUGUGCCAAGUCAGCCUGUUUCCCGGGACACUUUCAGCCGUUCUGUUCCUGCCCCAGGGAGGUUUGCCUGCAGGUGGCGUGCCAGUCUGGAGGCAGAGGGAGGAGGAGGCUAACUUUCUUGGGCUCUAACCUUACCCUGGGCACAGUGCUGGGUGCGGGGAUUCUGGCUUCUCCGUUCAUCUCAGCAGGCAUCCUGGUUGCAAGCAACGGAAAAUACUCUAACUUAGAGAGCUGGGAAACCAGCAUGGGAAACAGGAAAGAACCACAGCGAAGGCCACACCCACAGCGUCCCAGGACACGUCCUCCACCCACCCCGUCACUGGUGGCUGCAGGGCCCUGCACUGGGCCCCAGUUCCCCUCUGGGCCUCGCUCAGGGUGAAGGCUAAACCAAGGUCACUGCCAGGGCCUGGCCACUGCAAGAGCAGGGAGGUGAGCCUGGGCCUCCGCAGCGGAAGACAAGCCGUCCCCCUCUGUGACUUCCUACCCAGGGUUUCCCGGAGGCAGGGUUUCUGGAAGGAUGGGAUGCAGGGUGGCCCUACAUACCCACAUCCCCCAUGACCCCAUCCCAGGACUCUCAGAAAGGUGGGGAGUUAACCGGAGUCUAGAGAAGUAGAAGCUGUGUGGGGAGGCCUGGAGGCUGUGAUCUGGGAGGCCUUCGCAGAGGAGGUGACGGUGAUUCUGGACCGUGCAGGCUGGGCAGGAGCUCCCUGGGAGGAGAACGUGGAGAACAUGGGCAGAGAGCCGGGCCUGCUUCGGAGCAGCCGGGCUUUGCUGGGAGUGCCUCAAGCGGGGGCUCAGGCUGCAGACCUGGAGGGACAGAGUGAUGGAGCCGCCUGCCUCCCCCUUAAAGGGUGUCCUUCCAUGGGAAGGCCUGGGCACAUGUCCACCCCUCGGCCCUGGGCCCCUCCCACUGAUGUGGGCACCUUCCCAGUGGCUUCCCAGGACACCCCGAGGGUGCAGACCCAGGCCUGGGACUUGAAUUUCUCACUCUGCUGCUGUGUGUGUUUGGAACUGGCCCGGAGGGAGGCGGAGCCACUGAGGGGCUUUGAGCAGGGGAGCUGCAAACCCGCUCUGGGCUACAGAGACAGGAUUCUGGGUCCAGCUGGACCAGAGACAGGACAUACUAAGGCCAGAGGCAGGGCUGUGAAGGCUGUGAUGAAAUCCAGACACAGACAAGAUGGUGGGGGACACCCGUGAGAGGGGCUCCAUGACUGGUAGCUGGUGGAACACAGCUUUACCUGAACAAACCUUCCCGUCGGAGGGAAGGCAGCAGGACAGUCCCUCCGGCCUGUCCAGGCAGCAGCCCUCGCACACGACAUCCCUCCCCCAGAGCAGGGCCCUGGGCGGCAGGCUCAGGGCCGGGUGGCCUUCUGGGAAGGUGGCUCUGAUUUCCUGGAAGAACCAAAACAGCAAACGCACAGCCUCUCUCUGCACUUCCCACUGUGCCCCGGCCUCUGCUCAGGGAGAAAGGGCUGUGUACGCAGCGGCCACACUGAGAGGGUUGGCUGGCUUCCCCAGCGGUUGCUGGGACCCAGGGGUUGCUGGGACCCAGGGGACGGAUGGCAAAAGGAUCUGAGGGCACAGGGACCCAGGAGCCUGGGCCGUUCCCCACGGAGCUGCGCCUCACACAGGGCGGGAAGCACGGCCAAGGGCCUGGGCACCCAUGAGCAGCAGGGCAGGGCCUGGAGACCGCGCGAAUCACGUGCGUGUGUGCACGCGUGUGUGUUUGCACUCAUGUUGGGGGGGGGUGUGCACGUGUUGGGCUGCCUCACGCCUUUGCUCAACAGACGCUGAACAGGCCCAGCACAUAAGAAUGUAGCAGAGACCAAGGUGGUCGAACCUGCUUUCAGGCCUCUCAGGCUAUGGGGGAGGCAAACAAGAUGUUACCGGGGUGCACAGGGAGACACAGGAGCACACUGAUGUGCCCUGGCCCGGGGCAUCUCAACAGAAGCUGAAGGAUGAGUAAAUGUGUGUGGUGGGGGGAGGGUCAGCGUUCUGGGCAGAGGGGACGAGCAUGGGACAUUCUGGAUCGUUCAUGGAGCAUAGAGUGGGGAGCGUAUGCAUGUGCACUGGUGAGGAAUAAAACAGAAACCCAGGGCUUUCCUGGUGGCGCAGUGGUUGAGAGUUCACCUGCUGAUGCAGGGGACACGGGUUCACGCCCCGGUCCGGGAAGAUCCCACAUGCCACGGAGCAGCUGGGCCCGUGAGCCAUGGCCGCUGAGCCUGCGCGUCCGGAGCCUGUGCUCCGCAACGGGAGAGGCCACAGCAGUGAGAGGCCCGCG